Molecule: messenger RNA, 1844 nt
Organism: Marasmius oreades (fairy-ring Marasmius)
Lineage: Eukaryota; Fungi; Basidiomycota; Agaricomycetes; Agaricales; Marasmiaceae
Exons: 3
Coding region: 1142-1639 (165 amino acids)
Source: RefSeq, a predicted model, not a curated record
GCUCGUUGCCCCAUUACUAGGUUUGGAUCGGCCAUCUGAAGGGCGAUGUGCCGAUGGUUGCUUUUGGUCGAUUCUGGUAACUAUUGGACUCAGUCUAGCCUUGCGUAUGCGUGCAGUAUCGACUAUCUCUGAACCAUAUUUCUGUCACUUACAAUUUGCUUGCGUUUUUGUAGUUUUGCGAGAUAGCCUGACUCGGACGAAUCUUCCGAUCUUGAACAACGACACCUUCUCCCGCGAGAGUCUCUCGGGAGCAUUCUUUUUUUCUCAGGUUCAAGUUCCUUCGCCCGAGUGCUGAUUGUUUGCUUGUCAGACUCUUCGUUGCACACAUUACCCCUCGUCAACUAGCUUAUACCUUGGCCAGAAGCAGCUAAGUCCCUCUUCCUUUGAUGCCGCCGGCGUUGUGAUAACUCAGUCGCACACCCUGGUAGCUGACCAUAACCAUUAGCGAAAUGUCGAGGCACAAAUCUGGCUGGCGAACUACCUGCCGACUAGUUGUAACGUUGUACUUGGCUGGCCACCUUUGCAGCUUGACAACUAUUCGGUAGGUGGCUCGUAGCUGAUCAUUAGGCUUGGUUUGGUCAUCGUAAGGGCGAUGUCUGCAGAUGCUCUUACCGUUACUUUUGGUUGAUUCUGGAGACUAUUGGACUAUUUUGCCUUGCGCAUGCGUGUACUUUGGACUAUCUAUGGACUAUAUUUCUGCCGCUCUCAGGGAAUCCAGGUCAUUAUCAAACUUGGCAAUAUCGAGUUACGUCCUGAGGAUGGUAAGCUGAAGGGCAGAAGGCGGGACAUGGCACAUCGAGGGUCAACUUAACAAACAUACUUGUGCCAGCGCGAUUUCAAAUUACUGCUGCCAGGAAAACGUCAAGAAUUCGCGUUUAGCACAACAGGGGAUGAUUUGGAUGAACUUGAAAAAGCUUAUGGACAGGACGAUUACGAGGGUGUGGCAAGAAAACACUUUUCUACAAGAAAUGGGGGAACGUGCUUACCAGAGAAGGGUCCACUCCUUGCGUUUCCGAAUGCUGGGUACGACCCUUGAAACUCGUCGACCCCACGAAAUCGGGACAUUUCCCGCUUUCCAGGCUGCUCCCGCCACCACCACACCAAAACUGUAAACACGAAUAGCCAUGGAAGCAAGCCUAGCAUGUCGUCCUUUGAAGAGUUUGCGGAGGUUGCGAAAGAUGGGAAUGAGAGGAGUAGAAGGGAAUUCUGGAUGAGAUUGAGAGGAUUUCUUUGCUUUCGAGUUGAACGAGUGUUAGGGACGACGCGAAUUCGAGUGAGGAAAAGGGCACUGGCAGUGCCGUCGAGAUUGGUGUUGUUGGUAGUACGGUUGAAAACAGUCGUGUUCACGAAGAUUCGGAUGGAUGAGGACCCCCCAGAAUUAACUCAGUCUCGACCACGACUUCUUUUGUGCACGAGACCGGAAUCACAGACGCGCGAAGACUGUUGCGAGACAUCCGCCUGUUCCUAUCCAUCCACGUCCUUCAAUUCCUUCAGGAUCUCAUGUUUUUGGUUGUUCCCAUCUACGUGUUUUAUCGACUGCGACUCAAUGCACCACCCCAACAGUGGGUCGGUGGGUCGAAGUGAUUUGCCAGGAUUCCACCACGAGGUUGGGCAAGUUGCCUGCGGAGCCGAUGAAUAAAGUGAUAGAUACGGUGGAUGAAUGUCCUCUCUCAAUUGAGGAGGCUAAGGAAGUGGGAUAGGAUUGAUGCGAGAGAGAACAGGACUGGGUGACAAGGUCAAUGUACUAUCAAUAGCGGGGCUUUCCUUUCCGGAGCAUAUUGCAGGUUCUAUCGUUGUUCCCAAUUCUUCGCAAUGACCCUGGAGCGCGUUGUACUCGAAUAGUG